GGCAGCUAAAAUCCUGAAAUUCCCAAGCUCGCUCUGUUUUCGCUCUUACUCUGCUCGAAUCCCAGAUGAAUAUGAAGAAAUUCAUAUCACUUCCCAUCUUUUCUGUGUUAUCCUUGAUGGGUUUUGUGUAUUACAUUACGGUGUUCAUUUUCAUUCACGAUUGGACUGGUUUGCAUACCUCUCCUGGUUUAAUUAACUUCUUGAUUUUCACUUCCUUGGCUUCCCUUUGCCUUUUCUCUUUCGCUGUUUGUGUUCUCACCGACCCUGGUUCGGUUCCCUCUUCCUAUUUGCCCGAUGUUGAAGAAACUUCUGGCUCCGAUCAAGAUGCCAAGAAUUCCGCUUUACAGAUGAAGCAGUGUGAAAAGUGUAGCACCUACAAGCCUCUGAGGGCCCAUCAUUGUCGAGUUUGCAGAAGGUGUGUUUUGAGAAUGGACCAUCAUUGUUUGUGGAUAAAUAACUGUGUUGGUUAUUGGAACUACAAGUCCUUUUUUGUUCUCGUCUCAUACGGGACUUUGGCAAGCUUAUAUUCUACAUUCAUCAUUGUGAGCUGUGCAUUUCAGAAGAACUGGAAUUUUGAAGGGACGCUUCCUUUGAAGAUUUUCUAUGUUAUUUGCGCGGUGAUGAUGAUUUCCCUGAGCUCGACUCUUGGAACUCUUCUGGGUUGGCAUAUCUACCUCAUCAUUCGAAAUAUGACAACUAUAGAGUAUUAUGAAGGAAUACGUGCAGCAUGGUUGGCUAGAAAGUCUGGACAGAGCUAUCAGCACCCAUUCGAUCUCGGUGCUUAUAAAAAUAUGACCUUGGUCUUAGGCCCAAAUAUUCUGAAAUGGGCAUGGCCUACUUCAGUCAGCCAUCUAAAAAAUGGACUCAGUUUCCCGACUUUGCGCGAUAGUUCGUGAACGUUUUUUGUUUUGGUUUGAAGAAUACUCCAAGUGCAAGAAUAGUGAAGUCGAGUUCUAAAUUUGUAGAUAAAUACACUACAUUUUCUCCACCCAUCAUCAGCCCAUAAAAGGAAUCAAAAAAGAAGAGACUGGGUUAAUCAGCCUCAGAAACAAGGGAGAAUGUGUAUACUUGCAAUUCUGUAUUCAAGUAGAAAAUUGAUGUAGAGCUAUGUUCUCCAAUACCAUUCCAGUUAUGUGAAUUUCAAAUGGCUGUAAAAAAAUGGUCUGAGAAGUCUUCUGUUUGUUUUUAUUUCUUUAUGCCAUUUUGAAUUCAUCUUGGAUAUAGGUAUUUUUUAUGUUAUUGCUCCUAUCUCUCAAAUUUUGAAUACAAUCUAAAAUGGUUUGAGUGCCAUUUUAUUUUCUU
Molecule: messenger RNA, 1302 nt
Organism: Benincasa hispida (wax gourd)
Lineage: Eukaryota; Viridiplantae; Streptophyta; Magnoliopsida; Cucurbitales; Cucurbitaceae
Product: DHHC-type zinc finger family protein
Molecular function (GO): palmitoyltransferase activity
Source: RefSeq, a predicted model, not a curated record